CUGCACCGUGUUCCCUGAACGGUUCCCAGUCACUGCGUCCAUGUGGCGCUCAGGCAGGGAGGAUGCUGUCAGGAGACACAACCAGUUGCUCUCCUGUUGCCACAGGAGCCUAAAAAAGUGGAGCCUCCUCCUCAAACGCACCGACGGAUCGGAUGAGCGACCUGUUGCCUCGCUCAGGUCGCAGACUCUGCCAUGAGAGCCAUCAAGGUGCUCGUUGAUCAUUUCUGUUCCGAAUAGCAGAAGAAGCAGAAUUUCGGGUUCUGCGGAGCAUCUCCUCGAUCUGCGGCGGUGCUUUUUUUUUCUUCCUCUCAUAGCUUGGUGUUUCCAAGAGGAAGACCAUGGUGGAACUGGAAAAGGAGGUGCUCCCGCUGCCUCCUCGGUACCGAUUCCGAGACCUGUUGCUCGGGGACUGGCAGAGCGACGACAGGGUGCAGGUGGAGUUCUACGUGAACGAGAACACUUUCAAGGAGCGCCUCAAGCUCUUCUUCAUCAAAAACCAAAGAUCCAGUCUGCGAGUGCGAAUGUUUAACUUUGCUCUGAAAGUGCUGAGCUGCCUCCUCUACAUCGUCAGAGUCCUGCUUGACAACCCGCGGGACGAGCGACAAGACUGCAUCAGCGGAGCUAACUGCAUCAAACAAAACACAUCAUCCCGUCCCUGGAGUGAGUUUGACUGGAAACUCAUCAUCUGGGUUGAUAGACCUCUUCCUCUGUGGGCACUGCAGGUGCUUGUGGCUUUCAUCAGCUUCUCAGAAACGAUGUUGCUUGUGUAUCUCAGCUACAAGGGCAACGUUUGGGAGCAGGUCUUACGUGUCCCAUUCAUUCUGGAGAUGAUCAGCACCGUUCCCUUCAUGAUCACUGUGAUUCUGCCCUCCCUACGAAACCUUUUCAUCCCCGUAUUUCUCAAUUGCUGGCUGGCCAAACAUGCUUUGGAGAACAUGAUAAAUGAUCUCCACAGGGCGAUCCAGCGGACACACUCAGCCAUGUUUAACCAAGUGGUGAUACUCAUCAGCACGCUGGUCUGUCUUAUGUUUACAUGCAUCUGCGGCAUCCAGCACCUGGAGAGGGCCGGAAACAACUUGACCCUGUUCGACUCGCUCUACUUCUGCGUGGUCACCUUCUCCACGGUGGGCUUCGGCGAUGUCACCCCGCAGAUCUGGCCGUCGCAGCUGCUGGUCGUCAUUAUGAUCUUUGUGGCGCUCAUUGUUCUUCCCAUCCAGUUCGAGCAGCUGGCCUUUCUGUGGAUGGAGCGGCAGAAAUCUGGAGGCAACUACAGCCGCUACCGGGCCCAAACAGAGAAACACGUGGUGCUGUGCGUCAGCUGCCUGAAGAUCGACCUCCUCAUGGACUUCCUCAAYGAGUUCUUCGCUCACCCCCGGCUUCAGGACUACUAUGUGGUGAUCCUUUGCCCGGCAGAGAUGGACGUCCAGGUUAGGAGGGUCCUUCACGUCCCUCUGUGGGCUCUGAGAGUCAUCUACCUGCAGGGGUCUGCCCUCAAAGACCAGGACCUUAUGAGGGCCAAGAUGGACGAUGCAGAGGCCUGCUUCAUCCUCAGUAACCGGUUUGAAGUGGACCGUAUCGCUGCUGAUCAUCAAACCAUCCUAAGAGCCUGGGCAGUCAAAGACUUCGCCCCAAACUGCCCCCUGUACGUCCAGAUUCUCAAGCCGGAGAACAAGUUUCACGUUAAGUUUGCAGAUCAUGUGGUGUGUGAAGAGGAAUUUAAGUACGCCAUGCUGGCUCUAAACUGUGUGUGUCCUGGCACCUCCACUCUUAUCACUUUAUUGAUCCAUUCCUCCAGAGGACAAACGGCACCCCAGGAGGCUUUCAAACAACGUGCAGGAGCAUUUCAGGCUCUUAACCGGGAAGGUGGUGCAAGCUCACCAGACCAGUGGCACCGGACCUACCGGCGCUGCUCAGCCAACGAGGUGCAUCACAUCCGUCUGGAAGAGAGUAAAUUCUUUGGGGAAUACCAGGGCAAGAGUUUCACCUUUGCCUCUUUUCACGCACACAAAAAGUUUGGAGUGUGUUUGAUCGGCGUGCGCAGACUGGACACCACCAACAUCCUGCUGAACCCGGGCCCGUGUCACAUCAUGGGGGCCUCCGACAUGUGUUUCUACAUCAACAUCUCCAAAGAGGAGAACUCGGCCUUCGUCCGGGGACAGAGGGAGCCGUCCUGGGGGGGCACGGGGGUCGAUUCAAGAGGAGUGCACCAGAGCAUCUACCAUGGACUCACCCGGCUGCCCGUUCACAGCAUCAUCGCCAGCAUGGGCACCGUGGCCAUCGAUCUGCAGGACUCCAGCGACAGCAGCCCUGAAGGUCAGGACCCGGGCAGCACGGGGCUCGGCAGUGGAAGAGGCAGCAGGAGCAGCUCCAGGACAGAGAUGGUGGGGGCCAACACCCUGGCCCUGCCCGCCAUGGGAGAGUCGGCGGAUGAGAGGCGGCACAGCAUCGCGCCCGUCCUGGAGCUGGUGGAYGGCGUCAACAACCCCACCUUCGACCUUCUGGGGGAACAGUCAGAGGACGAGGGAGGAGACGAGAGCAAGGACGACAGCGACAAAGACGAAAAUGCUCACUGGUGGGGGCGACUGUGCGAGUGGGUGAAGGGAUACCCCCCAAACUCUCCGUACAUCGGGAGCUCACCUGCACUUUGCCAUCUUUUACAAGAAAAGAUGCCUUUCUGCUGCCUCCGCAUGGACAAGGCUUGCCACCACAUCCCCUUUGAGGACGCACGCUCCUACAGCUUCAAAAAUAAACUGAUCAUUGUGUCUGCGGAGGCUGCAGGAAACGGUUUGUACAACUUCAUCGUGCCGCUGCGGGCUUACUACAGAACGAGGAAGGAGCUCAAACCCAUCGUGCUGUUGUUGGAGAGCAUACCUGAAGCAGAUUUCUUAGAAGCAAUCUGCUGGUUCCCCAUGGUGUUCUACACGGUGGGCUCCAUCGAAAACCUGGACAGUUUGUUGCGAUGUGGCAUCACGUUUGCCGACACCAUGGUGGUGUUUGACAAAGAGAGCUCCAUGAUCGCAGAGGAGGACUACAUGGCUGAUGCGAAAACAAUCGUCAACGUCCAGACUUUAUUCAGGCUGUUCCCGGCUCUCAGUAUCAUCACGGAGCUCACGCAUCCUGCAAACAUGCGCUUCAUGCAGUUCAAAGUCAAGGACCACUACUCCCUGGCUCUGUCCAAACUGGAAAAGAAAGAGAAAGAGAAGGGUUCCAAUCUGGUUUUCAUGUUCCGCCUGCCUUUUGCUGCUGGGAAGGUGUUCAGUGUGAGCAUGCUGGACACACUCCUCUAUCAGUCCUUCGUGAAGGACUACAUGAUCUCCAUCACCAGGCUGCUGCUCGGCUUAGACUCCAUGCCUGGCUCAGGUUUCCUCUGUGCCAUGAAAAUCACAGAAGACGACUUGUGGAUUCGAAACUACGGCCGGCUCUACCAGAAACUGUGCUCCUCUACCGGAGACAUUCCCAUCGGCAUUUACCGUACAGAGGCUCACAAGCUUCCCGUGUCAGAGUCCCAGGUUUCCAUCACAGUCGAGGACUACGAGGACACCAGAGAGUCCAGAGAGCCCCUCCUGUCCCGCACCGGAGCCCACCGGAACUCCACCUCCUCGGAGCCCGUCUCCACCACCUCCCACUCCUCGGACCACCCGCUGCUCAGGAGGAAGAGCAUGCAGUGGGCGCGGCGGCUGAGCAGGAAGGGAGGCCGGGGGUCCAACGCGGCCAAGGGCGGUCCGGGCAGUGCCGCCGAGAGGAUCAGCCAGCAGAGACUGAACCUGUUCAGGCGCUCGGAGAGGCAGGAACUCAACGCGCUGGUGCGAACCAGGAUGAAACAUUUGGGGCUGUCUCCGACCGGAUUCAAUGGGAUGACAGACCAAGGCAACAGACUGUCGUACAUCCUCAUCAACCCUUCUCCGGACACCCGGCUGGAGCUGCACGACGUUGUGUACCUGAUCAGACCAGACCCCCUCUCUCUGGUGCCCAAUCAGGGGAACAGCAGGAAGUGCAGCGCCGGACUAUCAGAGAGCCACAGGUUUGAUACGCAGGAUAGCACCCACCUGUGAGGGACAAAGAAAAAGAUCACAGCACCGCUGGAGAGAGAGGAAACAAGAUCAACGCAAUCAUGGAGGGAGAAGAGGAGAGAAACUCAGAAAAUGACGAGCGAGGGAGUGGGGGGAGGAGACAGACAGAUGGCACAAAGCCCUUGUGUUUCCAGAAAUGCAUGGACCUUUAAAAAAAACCUGAAUGUUGGGAUAUUUUAUUUAUGCACCUUCCUAUUUUUAGUGGAGAGUCGCGGACACAGAAGUGCAUUUAAUUAAAAACUGUAUGUAUAAAUGUG
Molecule: messenger RNA, 4327 nt
Organism: Austrofundulus limnaeus
Lineage: Eukaryota; Metazoa; Chordata; Actinopteri; Cyprinodontiformes; Rivulidae
Gene: kcnt2b
Product: potassium sodium-activated channel subfamily T member 2b
Exons: 31
Coding region: 339-4052 (1237 amino acids)
Biological process (GO): potassium ion transmembrane transport
Cellular component (GO): plasma membrane
Molecular function (GO): intracellular sodium-activated potassium channel activity; outward rectifier potassium channel activity
Source: RefSeq, a predicted model, not a curated record